Molecule: messenger RNA, 408 nt
Organism: Drosophila biarmipes
Lineage: Eukaryota; Metazoa; Arthropoda; Insecta; Diptera; Drosophilidae
Exons: 2
Coding region: 6-287 (93 amino acids)
Source: RefSeq, a predicted model, not a curated record
CUGAAAUGAAUAUCCGCUGGCUUACGUUCUUGGCUGCGGCUUUAGCUGCUCUGGAACUACCUAAAGCUCUGGCCUGGGUUCAAUCCCAGUGUGCGGCGUGUCCAGAUCAAUUCAAGGGCAAGUUGGUCUGCGCCUUCCUCAACGGUUGCCACUUGGAAAUGGAGUACUGUGCCUUGAUGGUCUUCAAUUGCGGCCGCCAGUUGCAUCAUAAGCACUUGAUCCUGGUGAAGAACGAGGGCAGGUGCGAGUCAGUACGGGGAUACAAAUGCGUGGUCAUGGAUUUCUAAGUUCUGGCGGAUACAGCCGCAUUUAUUGAAUGAUGCAAUGAUUACAUUUUAAAGUGCUUAUACUGAGUGAAUGUGUGGUGAUGUGAUCAUUAAAACUUGACAAUAUGUCCGGUGAAAUAGA